AUGGCAUCUCCGGCCACCGUCGCAGCCCUCCUAGUCGUCCUCGCCUUGCUUGCCCAGCCGGCCGCGUCGUCGGGGUGCUCGGCAGCGGACCGCGACGCGCUGCUAUCAAUCCGCGCGGCGCUGUCGGAGGAGCGGCUGGGCGUGUUCUCGUCAUGGACGGGCACGGACUGCUGCGCGGGCUGGUACGGCGUGGCGUGCGACCCGACCACGGGGCGCGUCGCGGACCUCUCCCUGCGCGGGGAGGCCGACGACGCGGUGAUGGCUCCCGCGGGGCGGCCGGCGUCAGGGGUCAUGUCCGGGUACGUAUCCGACGCCGUGUGCCGCCUGGACCGCCUCUCGACGCUGGUGCUGGCGGACUGGAAGCAGAUCUCGGGGCCCAUCCCGGCCUGCGUCGCCACGUCGCUCCCAUACCUCCGCAUCCUCGAGCUGCCCGGGAACCGCCUCACGGGCGCCAUCCCGCCGCUGGCGGCCGUCGGCGGCGGGCUGUCGCGCCUCGCCGUGCUCGACCUCGCCGACAACCUGCUCUCCGGCGGCAUCCCGCCCUCCCUCACGUCGCUCGCCCAGCUCAAGCACCUCGACCUCGCCAACAACCGCCUCACCGGCCGCGUCCCGCCGGACUUCGGGCGGCUCCGGAUGCUCAGCCGCGCGCUGCUGGGACGGAACCGGCUGUCGGGCCCCAUCCCGGCGUCGGUGGCGUCGCUGCCCCGGCUCGCCGACCUCGACCUCUCCGAGAACCAGCUGACGGGCGCGAUCCCUGAGGGGCUGGGCCGCGGCUCCGGGACCGGCGGGAAUGGCGGCAACGUGCUGACGUCGCUGUACCUCGGCGGGAACCGGCUGUCGGGCGGCGUCCCGGCGAGCCUGCUCGCGAACAGCGGGCUCGGGAUGCUGAACCUGAGCCGGAACGCGCUGGGCGGCGGCAUCCCCGACGCGUUCACCCCGCGGUCCUACUUCAUGCUGCUGGAUCUGUCGCGGAACCGGCUCACCGGCGGCGUGCCGCGGUCGCUGGCCUCGGCCGCGUACGUGGGCCACCUGGACCUCAGCCACAACCGGCUCUGCGGCAGCAUCCCCGCCGGCCCGCCGUUCGACCGCCUCGACGCCGAGUCGUUCGCCAGCAACAGCUGCCUCUGCGGCGGCCCGCUCGGCAAGUGCACGUGA
Messenger RNA from Miscanthus lutarioriparius, 1155 nucleotides. Lineage: Eukaryota; Viridiplantae; Streptophyta; Magnoliopsida; Poales; Poaceae. The record is from the annotation of a GenBank genome assembly.